UCAUUUCAAAUCAAACACAUUCAAUUGAAAAAUAAAUCCAUGGCUUACUCUAAAAUUCUCUUUUUCUCCAUCAUUGUUAGAUUCCUUACUUUUGCAACUAUCAUGGCACAAGACUCUUCAUUUUUUCUAAAUAAAUUUUGCUCCCCUGACCUUACCAAAUCCAACAGCAACUUCCAUGACAAUCUCAUCAAACUACUCUCUUCAUUAUCAUCAAAAGCCAUAAGCAACACUGAAUUCUACAACCCUAUUAUUGGUACAAAUCCCUCAGAUUCUAUCUAUGGAAUGUUCAUGUGUAGGGGUGAUGUGGAUUCUCAACUUUGUCAUGAAUGCAUAGGUAAUGCAACCCAACAUCUAUCCUCAGAGUGUUCUUUGUCCAAACAAGCUUCGAUUUGGUACAACGAGUGCACGGUUCGAUACUCUAACGAUUCAUUCUUUUCGGUCGUUGAUAUGAUGCCUGGUUUUUACAUGUGCAAUACCGUGAAUUUCUCAAACACAAAAAGCUUCACGCCUUUCUUGUUUUCGACCAUGAAUCUAAUUGCCGAUGAAGCAGCUAGUGACAAGAAGAAAUUUGCAACAAAUGAACGAAUAUUGAAAAAACAAACUGUUUAUUGUCUAGCUCAGUGCACGUCAGACUUAUCGUCGAAAGUUUGUGGAACCUGUCUGCGUAGUGCUAUCAAACAACUUCAAAUUCAUUGUGAUGGAAAACUAGGUGGGAGAUUUCUUUAUCCUAGUUGUAAUGUUAGGUAUGAACUAUAUCCUUUUUAUAGGUCUAUUAAUGUUCCUUCACCAAAUGAGCUUGCUCCUCAAACAAAAGAUUCGAUUUCGAAACAAGAUUCAAGAUUUUUAGAAGAUCCAUUUUAUCUUUCCUAUAAUUGCUCUAGUAACCACAAUACAAUCACUUCAAAAAAUUUCAACUUACUUCUCUCUUAUCUGGUGUCCAAUGCCACCGCCGGAAAACUAUAUCAUAGAGUUAUAAUGGACGAAAUUGUGUACGGACUCUUCAUGUGUCGAGGUGACCUCCCUUCUCGCCUUUGUGUUCAAUGCGUAACAAACGCAAAAGAUCGAAUAUUCUCCAUGUGUCUUUCAUCCUCAGAGGGUAUAAUUUGGUAUAGCCAUUGCUUGCUUCGCUAUUCAAGUCAAUAUUUUUUCCCUAACAUCGCCGAAACUAGUCCUAUGUACCGCGAUAUAAACAUCACCAAUCAUUUCAUCUCGGACCAAAACUUGUUCACUAGUACAUUAUCGAAUCAGUUAUCUGAACUUGCGAAUGCGACGGGGAAUAGUGAUGAAAGAUAUAUGAUAAAUUCAUUAAAAUUGAAUGAUAUACAAACCUUAUAUACUCUUGAACAAUGUACACCAUAUUUGUCUCCUCAGGAAUGCAUUUCUUGUCUAAAUGAUAUGAUAAGUACACAAAUUCCAUGGUCAUUCUUGGGAAGUGUUGGUGGAAGAAUUAUAUAUCCUAACUGUAAUAUGAGAUUUGAAUUGUUCCAAUUUUACAUCGAGAGCGAUGAAGCUCGGUCGUCUAGGAAUCCAUCAAAAGAAGCAGGUGAACUCUUUGCUCAAAUAGGAUUUAUUUUAUUUUUAUAAUUUUUUCUUGUUGGGGAAUCCAUCAAAAGAAGCUCGGUCGUCUACCAAUUUUGCAUUGUUGGUAAAUUGAAAGAAGCAAUCAAUUUGUUUAAUGAAAUGGUUUUGGAAAACAUCAACCCGAAAAUGUAUACGUUUAAUAUAUUGGUAGAUGCUUUUUGUAAGGAAG
Molecule: messenger RNA, 1750 nt
Organism: Trifolium pratense (red clover)
Lineage: Eukaryota; Viridiplantae; Streptophyta; Magnoliopsida; Fabales; Fabaceae
Product: putative cysteine-rich receptor-like protein kinase 23
Exons: 3
Coding region: 40-1584 (514 amino acids)
Source: RefSeq, a predicted model, not a curated record